CUCCUCCUUCUCCGCCUCCUCCUCCUCCUCCUCCUCCUCUUUCUCCUGAGAAACUUCGCCCCGGCCGUGCUGAGUGCCGCUGCGCAGCCGGGGAGGGACGCAGGCAAGGCGGCGGGCAGCGGGAGGCGGCAACCCCGUGCGGUCCCCUCGCGUCUCUUCGGAGGAGCCCGGCUCCCGCCGCGCCAUGGCCCGGAGACCCCGGCACAGCAUUUACAGUAGCGACGAGGAUGACGAGGAAAUUGAAAUGUGUGACCAUGACUAUGAUGGGCUGCUUCCCAAGUCUGGAAAACGUCACUUGGGGAAAACUAGGUGGACCAGGGAAGAGGAUGAAAAACUAAAGAAGCUGGUGGAACAGAAUGGAACAGAUGACUGGAAAGUUAUUGCCAAUUAUCUCCCGAAUCGAACAGAUGUGCAGUGCCAACACCGAUGGCAGAAAGUGCUAAAUCCUGAGCUCAUCAAGGGCCCUUGGACCAAAGAAGAAGACCAGAGAGUGAUAGAGCUUGUACAGAAAUACGGUCCGAAACGUUGGUCGGUUAUUGCCAAGCACUUAAAAGGGAGAAUUGGAAAACAAUGUAGGGAGAGGUGGCAUAACCACUUGAAUCCAGAAGUUAAGAAAACCUCCUGGACAGAAGAGGAAGACAGAAUUAUUUACCAGGCACACAAGAGACUGGGGAACAGAUGGGCAGAAAUCGCAAAGCUACUGCCUGGACGAACUGAUAACGCUAUCAAGAACCACUGGAAUUCUACAAUGCGUCGGAAGGUCGAACAGGAAGGUUAUCUGCAAGAGUCUUCCAAAGCCAGCCAGCCAACAGUGGCCACGAAUUUCCAGAAGAGCAGUCACUUGAUGGGCUUUGCUCACACUCCACCUUCCGCACAACUCCCUGCAGCGGGCCAGCCCUCGGUGAACAGCGACUAUUCCUAUUACCACAUUUCUGAAGCACAAAACGUGCCCAGUCCUGUUCCGUAUCCUGUAGCGUUACAUGUAAAUAUAGUCAAUGUCCCCCAGCCAGCCGCUGCAGCCAUUCAGAGACACUAUAACGAUGAAGACCCCGAGAAAGAGAAGCGAAUAAAGGAAUUGGAGUUGCUCCUCAUGUCAACUGAGAAUGAGCUCAAAGGACAGCAGGCGCUACCGACACAGAACCACACGUGCAGCUACGCUGGGUGGCACAGCACCUCCAUUGCCGACCACAGCAGACCCCACGGGGACAGUGCACCUGUUUCCUGUUUGGGAGAACACCACUCUACUCCUUCGCUGCCAGUGGAUCCCAGCUCCCUACCUGAAGAAAGCGCCUCGCCAGCGAGGUGCAUGAUCGUCCACCAGGGCACCAUUCUGGACAAUGUUAAGAACCUCUUAGAAUUUGCAGAAACACUCCAGUUCAUAGAUUCUGAUUCUUCAUCAUGGUGUGAUCUCAGCCGUUCUGAAUUCUUUGAAGAAGCAGCCUUUCCACCUAGCCCACAGCACGCAGGCAAAGUGCUGCAGCCUCAACCGAGAGAGGGGCCUGGCAGUAGACCUGCAGGAGAGAGGGUGAACAGACGCAUGUUGAGCCAGGGGCCGCUUGAGCCACCCAAGGCCUCGCCUCCUGCAAGGCCCAGCACAGUCCCACUGGUCAUCCUCCGGAAAAAGCGCGGCCAGGCCGGCUCCGGGCCUAGUGGAGAUGCUAGCUCCUUGCCGCUUGCUGACAUCAGCAGUUCACCUCCCAAGCCUUCCCCUGUCAAAAGCCUCCCCUUCUCCCCCUCGCAGUUCUUAAACACUUCCAGUAACCAUGAAAACCUAGACUUGGAAAUGCCUUCUUUAACCUCGACCCCUCUCAGUGGUCACAAGUUGACUGUUACAACACCAUUUCCUAGAGAACAGACUGUGAAAACACAAAAGGAGAAUACUAUUUUUAGAACUCCAGCGAUCAAAAGGUCAAUCCUGGAAAGCUCCCCAAGAACGCCUACACCAUUCAAGCAUGCACUUGCAGCUCAAGAAAUCAAAUAUGGUCCCCUGAAGAUGCUACCUCAGACACCCUCUCAUCUCGUAGAAGACCUGCAAGAUGUGAUCAAACAGGAGUCUGAUGAGUCUGGAAUUGUGGCUGAAUUUCCAGAAAAUGGUCCUCCUCUGCUGAAGAAAAUCAAACAAGAGGUGGAGUCUCCUACCGAUAAGGCAGGAAACUUCUUCUGCUCCAACCACUGGGAAGGGGACAAUCUAAAUACUCAGCUGUUCCCUCAGGCAUCACCUGUGGCAGAUGCACCUAAUAUUCUUACAAGUUCCGUUUUAAUGACACCAGUAUCAGAGGAUGAAGACAAUGUUCUCAAAGCAUUUACAGUACCUAAAAAUAGGACCCUGGCCAGUCCCUUACAGCCCUGUCCUGGUGCCUGGGAAGCUGCGUCCUGUGGGAAGACAGAGGAUCAGAUGACGGCUUCAGGCCAACCUCGCAAAUACGUGAAUGCAUUCUCAGCUCGGACUCUGGUCAUGUGAGACAUUGCCAGAAAAGCAUUAUAGUUUUCAGAACACUUCAAGAUGACUUGGGAUGUUUCGUUCCUCAACAUGAAACUUUUCAUGAAUGGGAGAAGAACCUAUUUUUGUUGUGGUACAACAGUUGAGAGCAGCACCAAGUGCAUUUAGUUGGAUAAAAUCUUAUUGGAUUUCACCCAACUAAAAAGAUUUUUAGAAAUAAAUAGCAGUCUUACCUAAAUUAUUAGGUAAUGAAUUGUAACCGGUUGUUAAUAUCUUAAUGCAAAUUUUAAAAAAUGAUUUAUCUGUAUUUUAGAAGAUCCAACAGAUCAGUAUUUUUUUCCUGUGACAAGUUUUUCUGAAAUUUUACACACAAACAGGUACUCCAGUAUUUCACUUUUCUCAAUCACUAAACAUAGGCAUAGGUUGUUUAAAAAAUCAGCCAAAGCAUUACUGUAAACGUUGGCUAAACAUCAUGGGACAGUGAAUGGAGAGCAUGAGUGCUCAUUUAUGGCUAAUAACCUUGGAGGUACAUUAACUGUACUCAAACAUUUAUGAGUUUUUUGUUAGCUUGCUUUAAAAAAUUAUUACUGUACGAAAUAGUUUUUAUAAAAAUUAUAUUUUUAUUCAGUAAUUUAAUUUUGUAAAUGCCAAAUGAAAAAUGUGUUUUGCUGCUAUGGUUUUAGCCUGUAGACAUGCUGCUAGUAUCAGAGGGGCAGUAGAGCUUGGAUGAAAAGAAAAGAAACUUGGUGUUAGGUAAUUGACUAUGCACUAGUAUUUCAGACUUUUUUAUUUUUUAUAUAUAUACAUUUUUUUCCUUUUGUAAAACAUUGGAAAACUUAUUUGGGAGAUUUUGCAUUUAUUGUUGAGUGUAUGUGUGUAUGUGAGUAUGUAUGUCUUUUUUUUUUUUCGUGAUGGUUGGUUUAUAAAAGCAUGCAUUGCACUUCUUUUUUGGGAGAUCUAUGUUGUUCAUGUCCUAUGUGGUUUUUUUUUUUUUUUUAAUUUUUUUUUGUUUUGUUUUAGUUCAGCCUGGCUGUUCUUUAAUCCCAGGGUUCUGAGUUGGAUCAGUAUCCCCCAUGGUUGCUAAGUGUAGAGUCUCAGAACUGCCGCACGGAUCCUGUGUUUGCAGCUGGGAAACAGAGAUGGGGGUCAACAGCCAGUGCUGCUUUUAAGAACAUCUGGUGCAAGAUGGCUGGCACUGAACUUCUGGUAUGACAGUGUAAUUACUGCCUGGUAGCGAAAUAAAGCUGUGCCCUUAUUUUACUUA
Ochotona curzoniae (black-lipped pika) is the source of this 3704-nucleotide messenger RNA. RefSeq names its product MYB proto-oncogene, transcription factor (gene MYB). Gene Ontology annotation, molecular function: DNA-binding transcription factor activity, RNA polymerase II-specific; RNA polymerase II cis-regulatory region sequence-specific DNA binding. Gene Ontology annotation, biological process: regulation of DNA-templated transcription. Gene Ontology annotation, cellular component: nucleus. The record is from RefSeq and is a predicted model, not a curated record. The transcript is spliced from 17 exons. Bases 185 to 2461 code for a protein of 758 amino acids. Lineage: Eukaryota; Metazoa; Chordata; Mammalia; Lagomorpha; Ochotonidae.